Molecule: messenger RNA, 555 nt
Organism: Durusdinium trenchii
Lineage: Eukaryota; Dinophyceae; Suessiales; Symbiodiniaceae
Source: the annotation of a GenBank genome assembly
AUGGGCUUUAGAUUUGGCAAGAACUUCCGCCAUCAGCAGGAACGCUUUAGAUUGCGAUUUCUUUUGGUGCUUUUGUGCCUUAUUUUUCUCGCACGUGAGAGAGGCAUUGGGGAGGGAGGUUUUAUCAUUUUUACCUCCAACUUCUGGCGAAGACUUUCUCAAGGAGCGCUCCCUUUAGGAUUGGCAGAUGGUGCUCUGGCACAAAGGGCUUUGGCAGAUGAUGAUGGUGAGACGACUUCAGGUUUCAACAUCUUCUUACUUAUAGUGCCGAUUGGUGUGCUGGCUUUGCUGCGCUGGGUGUUCUCCCUUGGACCCAAGAUGGACGAUGCUGGUGAGGGAUAUGCAUCCAUCACACUACGUGGGAGAGAUAGCGCAGAGAAGCUGCAAGCCAGGAUUGAAGCAAUGGAAGAAGAGAUGAGAUUAGAAGAGCUGAGAGAGAAGAAGUUGCUGGAAGCAAGAUCGUCAGCUAACAACCAGGGAGACAUCCUCGAUGACGAUGAAGACUUGUAUAGUGCUGAUUUGCAGGCACAGUUGAGAGCUGCUCGGAAAGGCUGA